AUUGCUUUCAGAGUGGACAAAGACAGAAGCGGUCAUAUAUCUGCGGAUGAGCUACAAGUGGCCCUUUCGAAUGGUACCUGGUCUGCAUUUAAUCCCGAAACGAUCCGUUUGAUGAUAGGAAUGUUUGAUCGCGAAAGUACUGGUAGCGUAUCUUUCCAAGACUUCGGAGCGUUAUGGAAAUAUGUGACGGAUUGGCAAAAUUGCUUUCGAUCAUUCGAUCGUGACGGUUCGGGAAACAUAGACAAAACUGAGCUGAAAACAGCACUCACCUCAUUCGGAUAUCGUUUAUCCGACCAAUUAAUUGAGGUUUUGCUUCGCAAGUUUGAUCUUGGAAAUGGUACAAUUCUAUUUGAUGAUUUUAUUCAAUGUUGUAUUGUGCUAUAUUUGACCUGCUGGACUUCCAUCGUGGUCACCGCAAGCCGCUAUAAAAAAAGGGUUCCGAGAGAAUUGCCAUAGCUUCGUAAAUUAUUU
Drosophila suzukii is the source of this 471-nucleotide messenger RNA. The record is from RefSeq and is a predicted model, not a curated record. Lineage: Eukaryota; Metazoa; Arthropoda; Insecta; Diptera; Drosophilidae.